CACGUGGUAUAUCCACAUGGCCAACCCGGAAAUACGCGUCGUGCCGCAUAUGUCAACAAACAUGCUCACCCGGUUUCACCGUAACUUCAGCGUUUAAUCUCUUUUGCAGCGUUUUUAUAUCGGCAUUUGUCUUCUGUGCUUUCUAGCGGCGAUGGCGGACGAGGUGUCCUGCCUGAAGGCGCAGCUGUCGGAGAGAGAGGAGGAGAUUUUAGCUCUGAAGAGAAAGUUAGCCCGACUAGAAAAGAGCCAUACAUCAGUGCUGAAGCUACAUGACAAGGUCACAAACCUGGAGCCACUCCCAGCCAAAGCAUCCCUGUGUAACGAGGACAUCAUGCGCUACAGCAGACAGCUUCUCCUGCCAGAGCUCAGUGUCCAAGGUCAGCUGAGGCUGUCCAAGACCUCAGUGCUGGUUGUGGGCUGUGGAGGACUGGGCUGCCCCCUGGCACAGUAUCUCGCUGCUGCAGGCAUCGGGCGCCUGGGGCUGCUGGACUAUGACGAGGUGGAGCUCAGUAACCUCCACAGACAGGUGCUGCAUGGAGAGGAAAGCCAGGGCCAGGCCAAGGCCCUGUCUGCUGCUGGUGCAGUGAGGAGGUUGAACUCGACAGUAGAGUGUGUUCCCUAUCACCUGCAGCUCUCCUCGGAGAACGCCAUGCAACUCCUUCAACAAUAUGACAUUGUGGCCGAUUGUUCAGACAACGUCCCCACCCGUUACCUGGUGAAUGACGCCUGUGUGCUCAGCGGCAAGCCCCUCGUGUCGGCCAGCGCCCUGAGAAUGGAGGGACAGUUGACAGUAUAUAACUACCGUGGAGGGCCCUGCUACAGAUGUCUGUACCCUCGGCCCCCACCCCCAGAGACAGUGACCAACUGUUCCGAUGGUGGGGUGUUAGGAGUGGUUCCAGGGAUAAUGGGCUGCCUCCAAGCACUAGAGGUCCUGAAGAUUGCCUCUGGACAAGGCUCUUCCUGUGGCCAGCAGCUGGUGAUAUUCGAUGCUCAAGACACCAGGUUCAGGUCCAUCAGGCUGCGGCCCAAGCAGGCCGGCUGUGCGGUGUGCGGAGAAAACCCCACAGUGACCCAGCUGGUGGACUACGAGAGCCUGUGUGGGUCUGCAGCCACAGAUAAGUGCCGCAGACUCAACCUCCUCUCCAGAGAUCAGAGGAUCACAGUGCAGGAUUAUAAAUCCAUAUUGGAUAAUGGAGUUUCCCAUCUCUUGUUGGAUGUGCGCCCUCUUGUGGAGGUGGAUAUAUGCCAUUUACCCUUCUCUGUCAACAUUCCCCUCUCGAGUCUAGAGGAGAGGAAGUGUGAGCAUAUCCGAUUACUUCAGGAGAGAAUCCGCCAACUGAAAGAGCAGAUGGCAGGUGACUGCCGGCCUGCAGUCUAUGUGAUCUGUAAACUGGGUAAUGACUCUCAGAAGGCGGUGCAGGUUCUGGAGAAGAUGAGCGGAUCAGACGUGGACGAAAUCACUGCGAAAGACAUCUGUGGAGGCCUGAUGGCCUGGGCCCAGAAGAUAGACCCCUCCUUUCCACAGUAUUAAUACAUUCAGGAUGUUUCUUCUGUGUUUUAUAAUUUCUUUGUCAAUAAAUUCAAAUACAUAACCCUGUCA
Myripristis murdjan (pinecone soldierfish) is the source of this 1600-nucleotide messenger RNA. It is a transcript of the gene mocs3, whose product is annotated as molybdenum cofactor synthesis 3. Bases 152 to 1531 code for a protein of 459 amino acids. Gene Ontology annotation, cellular component: cytosol; cytoplasm. NCBI's taxonomy places the organism in Eukaryota, Metazoa, Chordata, Actinopteri, Holocentriformes, Holocentridae. Gene Ontology annotation, biological process: protein urmylation; tRNA wobble position uridine thiolation. The transcript is spliced from 13 exons. Gene Ontology annotation, molecular function: thiosulfate-cyanide sulfurtransferase activity; adenylyltransferase activity; URM1 activating enzyme activity. The record is from RefSeq and is a predicted model, not a curated record.